AUGGCACCUCAAGAUCGCCUGGCCCAAGUGUCGUCGCACCUCAAUUAUCCUCAGGGCAUGCUACAUGGCCAAGUAGCAAUCAUCACUGGUGCUGGUCAAGGAAUCGGCGCAGAAGCUGCCCAUCUCUUUGCAAACGAGGGCGCUAAAGUAGUUGUUGCAGACCUUGAUGCACGUACGUAUCGUGUUCCUCCCAUCAAGCAGACAGGAGAUAUGAAAUGCCUGACUCUUUUGGGGAAUAUAGAGAAAUGUGAAGCAGUCGCAAAGGCUAUCAACGAUGCGAGCGCUAGGCGAGCCAUCGCUGUUGCGGGAGAUGUUACCGAUUCAGAGUAUUUGAAGAGACUCGUACAGAAGGCCGCUGAGUUUGGGAACGGGAAGAUACACAUUAUUGUCAACAACGCAGGAUAUACAUGGGACGGCGUCAUUCACAAGCUGUCUGAUACCCAAUGGGAGAAAAUGCUUGCUGUCCAUGCCACGGCUCCCUUCAAGCUCGUUCAACUCGCAGCUCCAUUCUUCCGUGUUAAAGAUGGAGAGCCCAGAGUGAUUGUCAACAUAAGCAGCACUAGUGGCAUACAUGGAAAUGCAGGACAAGCCAACUAUGCCCUCGCCAAAGCCGGCGUGGUCGGACUCACCAAGACCAUCGCAAAAGAAUGGGGCCCGCAGUUCGGCGUGCGCGCUAACACUAUUGCUUUUGGCUUCGUUCUCACCCGUCUGACCCAGGCAAAGGAAGCCGGUGCUUUCAUUACCACGCCAGAAGGGCACAAAGUUGCCCUUGGUAUUCCCACAAAACAACUUUCCACCAAGAAAGGCGACGAACAAGACCAAUACGCCGAUAUUCCCCUCCGACGGGCAGCUAGUCCAGCAGAAGCCGCAAGAUCGAUUCUGGGGGUUGUGAGCCCGCUGUUCAGCUAUGUUAAUGGUCAGACUAUCAUGGUUACAGGUGGACGCAAUAUGUAA
Ophidiomyces ophidiicola is the source of this 954-nucleotide messenger RNA. RefSeq lists its product as uncharacterized. Bases 1 to 954 code for a protein of 317 amino acids. The transcript has 3 exons. The record is from RefSeq and is a predicted model, not a curated record. Gene Ontology annotation, molecular function: oxidoreductase activity, acting on the CH-OH group of donors, NAD or NADP as acceptor. Lineage: Eukaryota; Fungi; Ascomycota; Eurotiomycetes; Onygenales; Onygenaceae.